GCCAGUUCCAGAGGCUCUGCUUCCAUCACUGUUGGUGCCACAGACUCUACACACAAGAUUGCCGGUGCCAGUGCCGGAGACUGUGCUUCCAUCACUGCUGGUGCCACAGACUCUACAUACAGGAUCGCCGGUGCCGGUGCCAGAGACUGUGCUUUCAUCACUGCUGGUGCCACAGACUCUACAUACAGGAUCGCCGGUGCCGGUGCCAGAGACUGUGCUUUCAUCAGUGCCGGUGCCAGAGACUGUGCUUUCAUCAGUGCCGGUGUCAGAGACUGUGCUUCCAUCAGUGCUGGUGCCAGAGACUGUGCUUCCAUCACUGUCGGCGCCAGAGACUGUCUUCCCAAGAGUGCCAGUGUCGGCGCCAGAGGCUGUGCUCCCAUCAGUGCCAAUGUUGAUGCCACACACUGUGCAUACAACAUUGCCAGUGGCGGAGGCAGAGACUCUCUUUCCAACAGUGCCAGUGGCGGAGGCAGAGACUCUCUUUCCAACAGUGCCAGUGGCGGAGGCACAGACUCUCUUUCCAACAGUGCCAGUGGCGGAGGCACAGACUCUCUUUCCGACAGUGCAGGUGCCGACAGCACAGACUCUCUUUCCGACAGUGCCACUGGCGGAGGCACAGACUCUCUUUCCAACAGUGCCAGUGCCGACACCACAGGAUGUCUUUCCGACAGUGCCAGUGGCGCAGGCACAGACUCUCUCCAACAGUGCCAGUGCCGACAGCACAGACUCUCUUUCCGACAGUGCCAGUGGCGGAGGCAGAGACUCUCUCUCCAACAGUGCCAGUGCCGACAGCACAGACCCUCUUUCCGACAGUGCCAAUGGCGGAGGUAGAGACUCUCUUUCCAAUAGUGCCAGUGGCGGAGGCACAGACUUUCUCUUCAACAGUGCCACUGCCGAAAGCACAGAAUGUCUUUCCGACAGUGCCAGUGGCGCAGGCACAGACUCUCUCUCCAACAGUGCCAGUGCCGACACCACAGGAUGUCUUUCCGACAGUGCCAGUGGCGGAGGCACAGACCGUGCUUCCAACAUUACCACUACCAGCGACGUGGGUGCAUGGUCAAGAUGCGCUAGUGGCACCACAGUCUGUGCGAUUUCUACCCUCGUCAAUGUCGGCGCUGCGGCAGUGCGAUGAAGUGCACGUCCCAUUUACGUGGCAUCGGGAACAAGUACCGGUGGCGGCGGCGGCGGUACCCACCACUCAUUCUGUAUUAUCGAAUGACCAUCGGCAGACGAUGUCGACAGAUAUUUAUUCAUCAUCGCUUCACUCUGGAUUUUGUCCACCAUCGCUUCAAUCGGCAUUUAGUCCACCGAUGGCUCAUCACCUUUCUAAGGCAGUUUUUGGAGAUGACUCCUCCUCGACAUGGUCUGAGGCGAGCGAAGACUCUAAUUCGUUAUUACGUCAAUUGCUGACAGCACCGCUUAAAAAGAAUACGUAUUUUUCACCGAUGCAGAGCGCAUUUCAAGCUCUGUCAAAAUUGUCGGAAGCGGAAUCGUGCUCUACCCCGUCCUUUCCCUCGGAGGAGCAGCUGGAAAGGGAAUACGAGUCUGUUACCACUUUACAACAACUAGUGGCCAUCACCCUAAACGACGACGUUCCAGUCACUCCUUCGAGCGUUACGGGUGAAGAUAUGACAGACGAGGACGUGGCAAUGGUAGCCGACCUGAUUGAUUCGGUCUACAAAAAAGACUCUAAAAGCGACAAAGUAGAAGAUUUCUUUGAAACUGCUCUGCAUCAGGCCAUGUGUGAAUACAAUUGCCAACACGAAGGAGACGAAGAAGAGGAGGAGGUCAAACGCCUGCUUGUGGACCUGGUGAAUAAGGUGGUGGCGAAAGUUGUGACGGAGACUGAAGAGCUCGACGAGGAGGUCAUCCUUCCCCCAAAAAGUCACAAGAUUCCAUCCUUGCAGGAGCAGCGGAGCAAGACCAUGUCUCUUUAUGACGAAAUACAAGAAUAUCUAGACAGUUUAGAUUAUGAGGUGUAAAUAAAGAAUUGUACAUAUACCGGA
Ixodes scapularis (black-legged tick) is the source of this 2006-nucleotide messenger RNA. RefSeq names its product sialidase-like. The transcript has 2 exons. The record is from RefSeq and is a predicted model, not a curated record. Bases 657 to 1982 code for a protein of 441 amino acids. NCBI's taxonomy places the organism in Eukaryota, Metazoa, Arthropoda, Arachnida, Ixodida, Ixodidae.